GGAGCGCGUCAGCGGCGCGCGACGGAGGUGGCGUCAGGGGUUGCGCCGGCGCCGUCGUCUCGCGGGAGGUGGUUGCCGGCGUCGGCGUGAGGCGAAGCGCGGGAGCCGCCGCCAUGACGUCUGCCUUGGAGAAUUACAUCAACCGUACUGUUGCAGUAAUUACUUCUGAUGGAAGAAUGAUUGUGGGAACCCUCAAAGGCUUUGAUCAGACGAUUAACUUGAUUUUGGAUGAAAGCCAUGAACGAGUGUUCAGUUCUUCACAAGGAGUUGAGCAAGUAGUGCUUGGAUUAUACAUUGUAAGAGGUGAUAAUGUUGCUGUCAUUGGUGAAAUUGAUGAAGAGACAGAUUCAGCUCUUGACUUGGGGAACAUUCGAGCAGAACCUUUAAAUUCAGUUGUGCAUUGAAAAGAUGAAAAUGCACAGGGACUUUGUAAAUCUUUGGUUGUACAGACCUAUUUAACAAGGUGGAAGAUUUUUACAAAUUGUGUGUAAUUUGUUUUAGUCACCAGUUUUUUAUUAUGAAUAUAUUGUAGUUUUGCAUGUAAAUUAAAGUUUCUAUGUUUUACUAAA
Messenger RNA from Phalacrocorax carbo (great cormorant), 569 nucleotides. The record is from RefSeq and is a predicted model, not a curated record. NCBI's taxonomy places the organism in Eukaryota, Metazoa, Chordata, Aves, Suliformes, Phalacrocoracidae.